UAAUCAGUUCUGUUUCAGUUUUCAAUUUAAUGAUCAAACAAGCGAAGCCGGAGGCCUACGCUCGAGAUGACCGACGGCUCAUUUUGAAGGAUAUCGAAGGAGAAAAACGGCGGAUUUCAUGACUGGCCAAUCCUGAUUUCGACUGUGGCCCCUCUGAAAUCAAUUCCGUCCCAUUUUCAUGAAUGUGCCAGAGCUUUGGAAUGGCAAAGUCGCAGCAGGACCAAACGUGGCCUUUCAGACCCCCUAUGAACUUCUACCCUCAGCAAGUUUACAAUUUGCCUUAUCAGCAUCCAGGAUUAUGUACAGACACUUGCUGCCAACAACCGUCGAUACCGAGACAAUACAGAUCUAUUCCUUACCCGCCACUUUCAUAUUCUCAGAGUAAUUCUUUCUCAAGACAAGCAUCACAGCCUAUAUCGCAGUAUGUACCUGUCAACCCUUACACAACCUCACGGACUUGUUCUACCCAGCAUCAAAGACAUUCGUACGUCCAUAGACCGAUACCGCAAAGUAGGUAUGACUAUGAUUAUUACAGGACCGGUAAACCGAGGGUCGCAUUGAAAAAGCCGAAUACGCAUGAUUAUAUGCAUGGAAAUAAUCAGUAUCCAAGUAAUCAGUUCCCUCCUUGCAACCUUUACCAGACACCAGAAGUUGAAUCGGCAUUGCCCAAUAUCGAUGUCCGCCAGUUCCUUGCGACAUGGCAAGACAAAGAUGAAGACGUAGCGGAAUCAUCAGACCAUUUGAGGAAUUCAGGCUGUUCCAUCAGUUUCAAUACAGAUCCAUAUGAACCGUUAGAUUGUACCAAAAGAAACGACACCCUGGUACAAAACUGCAACUUCAACAAGCCACUGACAAGUCCGUACUAUAAUAAAAAUGAUGCUUCUAUGGAUGCGACAAACCCUCCUAUGACUUACGUGCAGCCUUACAUGAAUAAUUCAUCCAUAAUGUCUGGAAUUACUAGCAAUGCUAAUAUCGAUCAUUUAGGAGACACACAACAGAUGGGACAGAUGCCUGAAAAAGAUGUAAGUUUUAUACCUUUUGAAAGAAGCAUUGAAAAAAUUUGCAACCCUAGGAUAUUUAAAACCCCACCGGCUGUUAAUAGCAUGCAGAAAACAAUGCCUCCAAUUCAAUGCGCUAUGACGGAUAACGUUUGCCAGAAUAAUUUGAAAGAGUUCAAAACCAACUCUCAGUACCACCUAAGUGCCUCUUUAGAAAAUGAUGAUUUAUUUGAUGAUAUAAAUAGGAAAAAAGAAGAAAAACAGAAGAACAUUGUGCAUCCUCUUUCUCAUGAAGAGCCUCAGAAUGAUGAUAACUCUGUCAUCAAUGAAAAAUCGGAUCUAUCUCAAAUUGUUAUGCCUGUAAAUCCGACUUUACAAGAUUGCAAUGUAUCUGAGAUGGCUUUCAAUGUAGCUGAGAGUUUUCCGGAUGAAUUGGGUCCUGUAGAGUUGAAAAACGAUGAAUCUCAGCUGUUAGACAAGACAAAGACCAAAUUUGUACAAAAUCAAAAUGAAAUCGACACUAAAUCAACACACUCAGGGAAAUACAAGUUACAGUUUCAAGCUAAAAACAAUUGUGAUUCUCAAACACCUGGGCUGGGUUAUGAUGAACCUUUCAACAUGAUUCCUUCAACUGAUACUUCCAUAGAUCACACAAGAAAAGACAAAAUCGAGCAAGCCGAGUGCGACAUGCAGAUGUAUAACAAGCCUAACAUGAACAAUAAAGAUAUUUUAAACUCUUCAACCUUACAUACAGUCACUGAACGGAUUAUAGAAAACAAUUUAAAAGAAUCUAAUUGUUUCGUACAAGGCCUAACCAGUAAUGCUGAGAAAUUAGAAAAUGUCCAACAUGAUAAUAUGGAAGUCAGUUCUGAAGACAUAGAACUAAGUCUGUCUUCAGGCGAUUCAUUAAUCGAUGAUGUUUCAAUUAACAUGAAUGAGCUAAAUAAUUGUGUUAACUCGGCGAAUGGAACAUCCAUUAAAGAUCCUACGGUUAAACCUACUGACAACACACUAAACGACCCAGUAUUAAAAUAUUCAAACGAAUCUGUAAAUAAUUUAGAUAUUUCCAAAAUCAAUUGUGUACUUAAUACCAGUGAGAUAAAAACGUAUGAAAAUGAAUUUAGUAUGGACAAUUUGGUCACUGAUCAAAAAGAAUCAUUUGAAGGGAUAAAUGAAAACGCCGGAGAGGACAGUGGGUUAAAAAUUGAAAAAAACCAAGAAACUGAAGUACAGUUUAAUGAAAUUCUUAUGGAAAAUGAACCAAGUGAAUCUGAACCUGUUGCAAAUCGAAAUGAUUCUAAACUGGAGAAAAGUAAAGAAAGUAAUGGCCUACAAAAGAUUGCUUUUAGUUACCAAGAUCUGAAUUUGUCCGAGGACAGCAGUGAUUCGUCACAAGGUGAAGUCAGUGCAGAUAACCUUAUGAGUAUUUCAAGUCAGGAGUCUGAGAAGAAUUUAAGUAAGGAUGUUAAAAUUUUGAAUGCCUCUGAGACCAAUUUGACGAGAGAGAAAAUAAAAUCUGAACUGAAAAGCUGCAAUAAACGCAAGUUGAUUUCUAAUUCUAGUCAUAAUAGCUUUAAGCCAAAUGCUCUUCUCUACUGGAAAAUCAAACACCAUUUGAUAUUCAAAUGUGUUAUUAAAAAAAAGAAAAAUAAAGAACGGAAUACAAAAACUAUCUCUAAUAAAAGGAAAUCUUACAAGAAGGUGGCUUCAGAAAAUAAUCUGAUAGGCUGUCCAAAGACAUUGGAUAUUUUGACAGAGUGUUCAAAAACUAACUGUGAAGUCAAUUGUGUUAUUUAUCAGACAGACAGUCAUUCUUAUAGACGCUGUGAGGUGAACAGCAUAUUGGCCGAUGAAGUUCAUAUAAGCGGAAAGUGUCAGGAUAACAUAAAUAACAACUACACCGGGCUGAAGUCUUUGGAAGAGUACAAAUCUGUUCAGAUGGAAUCCUUGGUUUGUGAACAGCUUCAAAGGAGUUGUAUCGAAAACGAGCUGUCAGCGUCUUUCAUUGUCGAGCCGAUAAAGAAAGGAGAAGUUAAAAUAAAUGAACCAUCGCAGGUUCUCGCUGGUGACUCCAGCACCAAGUUGCGUAACAUAAUUGCCAAUUUUUUCACAGCCGGCAAAGCGAAAAUUGAUCCUGAUCUCACUUGCUCGUUCCAAGAACCCGAGAUGGUUAAGCAGAUAAUCAUUAAGGGUGCUGAAGAAAUCGGCUCGACUAAAUGGCAUUUUAAAAAUAUCAAGACAAUUUCCCAAAAAGAAAGCAUCAAGUGCAGUCUAACAUGGGAUAACAUCUUUAAAACAUUAUAUGAACAGAAUGAUGUAUUCCAAAAGGAUUCUUUAGAACUCGGACCUGCGAAAAUUCACCUGACACUCUCUCCGAGAAAUGGGAAGAUGCAAGGGAAAUGUAACAACUCUGCAAACUUGAACAUUUUCAAAGCUGUUAUAAACACAAGAAAAUUAAUACUGAAAAGAAGUGAUGCUUCUGAAGAAAGAAUACCAAAAAUGGUCAUUAAAAAAAGCGAAGGCGAAGGAUACAGAAGUUUCAUUAAAGAUGUCUGCAUUAAUUCGAACAAUUGCCUAUUAAAAAAACAACUGUCGACUGAUUGCAAAAACAAUGGUGAUCAUCUUGACAUCGACGGCACCACAUUCUCAAGGAAUCAGGUCGAUGCUGAACAUGUUUUCCAUCCAAAACAAAUCCAUCACUGUGUCCUUUGUCAGAAAAGUUUCGCUUCUCUGGACGAGUUGCAUGACCACGAGACAUCAAAAAGCCACCGGCACUUGGACGUCGUGCAACGGAAUGCAAUUCAUAAAGUGUACAAAUCCCUAUACGGUUGUGAUCAUCCUAAUUGUCGACCGCUUUCAGAUCUUGAUAAAGAAUUCCUCAACUGGAAGCCUUGUUACCCAGGUUUUAAUCAUAAUUACCAUAAUGCCUUACCGUAAAAUGUUUUAGAAAGAUAUUAAUUUGUUUUAGUAGUGACAUUUGGAUUUAAAAUAUUUAAAAAUAAAAAAAAUUGCCUUAUCACUUGUAAUAUUUAAAAAGGGAAAUGUUUCCAAAAUUUAUUAUUACAUUAUAUCAACGUUAUAGUAUGCAUAUUUUUAAUCAGUAUUUUUCUAUUUAAUUUUGUACAAAAGUAGACUUUUAACAUCAGGAACUUCAGGUUUCACCCAUUAAUAUACCGCUGUUAUAUAUACAUUCCUUGAUUUUGUGCAUUCGUUGUUUUAAAGACUGAAACAGUACAAAUACACUCAGAAAAAAAAGGAAAAAAUAAACGGUGAGAAAAUUAAAAUAAAUCAUACACAUUAUGCUUUGGACUUGUAAAGUCUUCAUUUUUAAAAUUUGUAAACACUUUGCUUGAUUAAAUAGUUUUUCUAUUUUUGUAAUUAUAUCGUAAUGCAUUUGUUCGAUAAAUUAUAUUGUUUAUUUGUUUUUUAAUUUUAUUAAGUGUAAUUAAAAAGGUAGUAAUGACAUGUGACAACACACCAUUUGAAAAAGCUAUUGUAUUUAUGUGUAUUUAUUACAUGUUCGUUUCAAUUGGUACAUUCCAUAAUUAUUUUGAUAAUUAAAACUGAACAUUUUUCGAGUUGAUUAAGGUGUUUACAAAGCAUAAUUAAAUAGUAUAUUUUAAAUCAAACUUUUGUACACAUAUGAGUUAAUUUAUAGUAUAGGUUUCAAUAUUAAAAAUUGAAAAAGUGCAAAUUUUUGUUAUAAAGUUAACAAAAAAAGUAUGGUUUUGUGAUAUUUGGUUUGUUCUAUAAUUGUUCCUUGUGGUUUUGUCACCAGUGUUUUGAUUCCAGCUUAGUGAGAUGAUGCAUAAAUAGAGUUUUUAAAGUUCUUUGAGUAACGUUGAUACAUACGUUGUUUUAUGAAAUGUUGUGAGUUGUUUAAGCAUAUGUUACCUCAGAUUUGCAAUCAUCGCCUAGUUUAAAAAGUUAUUCACAUUCAAGAGAUUGUGCAUUUAUUUUGUUUGUUAAUUUACUAUCUAUAUUGUUUUGUUAAAAAGAAAUACUUUAUUUUUGAUUUGCACAUUUUUUUUUCUCCUGGUUUGUUAAUGUUUUGAACAAAAUUUAUUUUGUGUUAAUACACUAAUGCCAAAAGUGUCUUUUAGUCACUAAGAAUAAGGGGACCAACUGUUUUAGUUGACUAAGGCUUAAUUAUUAAUAAGUCUGUUAUAUUGUAAAGUUGUUUUUUCAUGGUUAAAAACCAAAAUAUUUUUGUUAAAUUUAUAGAUAUAUUUUAUUUUUCAUAUACCAAGAGAAGUUAUAGAUUAUUGUAAAUUGGAAAUAAGUUAUAUAUUUUUUAUUUCGACAAACUGUUUUAUUAUUUUCAUAGAACAGUGGUUGGAAUUGAAACUUUUAGUUACCAGUUACCCAAAUAGUCACUGGUUUUUAAUCAUUGCACAUUUUGAUUGUUCACAAACUCGUUUCAAAAUAGGUGAGAUGUGCAGUUCGGUGAAUUUUUACAAUUGUUUGCACAAGUUGCAUUGGUUGUAACAGAUCAUAGUCAUUUGAAGUAAAAUGAUUGUAAUAUUAUGUUUAA
Messenger RNA from Cimex lectularius (bed bug), 5532 nucleotides. RefSeq lists its product as uncharacterized. NCBI's taxonomy places the organism in Eukaryota, Metazoa, Arthropoda, Insecta, Hemiptera, Cimicidae. The record is from RefSeq and is a predicted model, not a curated record. The transcript has 3 exons. The coding region runs from base 183 to 3935 and encodes 1250 amino acids.